AUGCUGGAGGCUGUGAGGCUCCACGUCGCCGUGCUGAAAGGGGGACUUGAGGAUCACACCUACCGCUGCAACCUCCUCCUGCGAGCCUGCGCGAGGUCCGGCGCGACCCGGCACGCCGAUGACGUCCUCCGGAGGAUGCCCUCGCCCAACCUCGUCUCCUUCAACACGGUGCUCGGGGGUCACCUCCGCCACCGCCGUCCCGACGACGCCCUCGCGCUCUUCCGCCGUAUGCCGGCGGCGGACUCUCGCACCUGGAACAUCCUCAUCGCAGGGCUCGUCCGCAACCAGAGGCACGGCGAGGCGGCGGCGCUCUUCACCGGCAUGCUUCGGGGCAGCGUCACGCCCGACGACGUCACCUUCGCCGCUGUUCUCCCCUGCUGCGGCCUCCUCCUCGGGCGCCAAGUCCACGCGCUCGCGGUGAGGGUUUGCUCCUGGGCAGACCCCGUCCUGGGAACCAAUCUUGCCAGAAUGUACGCCGCAGGCGGAGAGAUCUAUGAUGCUGAGAAGGUGUUCGAGGAUAUGGCGGAUAGAGACCUGGUUGCCUGGAAUGCCCUGAUCUCUUCCUACUCCAAGCUCCGGAUGGGCGACCGCGGCUUGCGGCUCUUCCGUCAGAUGAUGGUUUGCGGGACGAGGGUGGAUGCCUUCACCAUCGCCGCUGUUCUCGACGAGAUCGCGGGAAGGUCGUGCAUCUGCGGCGGGAUGCAGAUUCAUUCGCUGAUGAUCAAAUCCGACUUGACUGGGGAUCGCUUUACCUGCAAUGCGCUGCUGAAUCUGUACUCGAAAUGGGGUUCCCCGGCCGAUGUAGGCAAGCUGUUCGACGAAAUACUGGAACCAGAUCCGGUGUCCUGGACUCUGCUGAUCGCAGCGUUCUCGCUGAGCGGUCGCCAGGACGAAGCAAUGGAAACUUUCCUUCGGAUGCGGAUCUCUGAUGUUCGCCCCAAUUCGUUCACCUUCGGAAGCUUGAUCAGCUCCUUCUGCGGCACCAACUCCUUUGACGGCGCCAAGCAAUUCCAUGCUCUAAUCUUGAAGACUGGAUUGGAAUCCGACGUCGUCGUCGGGAGCGCCAUCGUCGAUACCUAUUCGAAGUGUGGCGAUAUUAUGGACGGGAUGAAGCUCUUCCGAAGCUUGCCUCGUAAGGAUCUCGUUUCCUGGAAUGGAAUCAUCUGUGGCCUGGCUCAGAACGGCGAAGCAGCAAAGGCCAUGGAGAUCUUCGACGAGAUGGUGGCGCUCGACCGGGACGACGCCGUCCCCAAUGCCGUGACCUUCGUCGGCCUUCUCAGCGCCUGCAGUCACGGCGGCCUGGUCGGCGAGGGGCUCCGAUACUUCUCCAAGAUUCUCCCAGCGUACUCGAUCUCGCCGCAGGCGGAGCACUACGCCAUCGUCAUUGACAUCCUAGCUCGCGCCGGACUAGUGGAAGAGGCGGAAGCCAUCCUCGCGGCGUCUCCUCUCCAACCUGAUGCGGUAACCUGGAGCACGCUGCUAGCGGCAUGCAGGAAGCACGGGAACUUGACCGUGGCGAGGCGCAUAGCCGGAAAGCUUCUCGCCGGCGGCCGGGAGGAUCCCUCGCCCUGUGUCCUGCUGGCAAACCUGUGCUCCGCCGGCGAGGAAUGGAGCCGCGCAUCGAAGAUCAGGGAACUAAUGACCACCGGCGGCCACGAGAAGACGCCUGGCAAUAGCUGGAUUGAGAUCAGGGGCUACCGCCAUUCCUUCAGCGCUGGUCUGGCUCACCAUUUUCCCGAUCGCCAUUCACUUUAUGAUACCCUUCAAACGUUGCAGUCCCACUCGUUCAGUUUGGCCCUUAACCUCGGGUGA
Molecule: messenger RNA, 1812 nt
Organism: Spirodela intermedia
Lineage: Eukaryota; Viridiplantae; Streptophyta; Magnoliopsida; Alismatales; Araceae
Source: the annotation of a GenBank genome assembly